Messenger RNA from Apaloderma vittatum (bar-tailed trogon), 2052 nucleotides. RefSeq names its product family with sequence similarity 120B (gene FAM120B). Gene Ontology annotation, cellular component: nucleus. The transcript has 9 exons. Bases 1 to 2052 code for a protein of 683 amino acids. NCBI's taxonomy places the organism in Eukaryota, Metazoa, Chordata, Aves, Trogoniformes, Trogonidae. The record is from RefSeq and is a predicted model, not a curated record.
AUGGGCAUUAAGGGUUUGCAAGGAUUUGUGGCGAGAGUUUGCCCUGAUGCAUGCAGAAUGGUAGAUCUGAAAGAGACGGCAGAAAGACAUCGCAUCAAUCAUCCUGAUUUCCCGCCCGUUAUUGUAGUAGAUGCCAUGAAUUGUGUUAGGUACUGGUACACACCAGAAUUCUGGGUGUGUGGUGGCCAGUGGCGGGAGUACCUUGCCAAUUUAGAGGACUUUAUUAAAGCUUUUAUGGCAGCUGGUAUCGAGUUGGUGUUUUACUUUGAUGGAGUGGUAGAGGAGAAGAAGAGAGAUGAGUGGAUCAAACGGAGGUGCCAGAAUAACAAGGAGAUAGCCAGAAUAUUUCAAUUUAUCAAGACUCACAGGAGACAACCAGGGAGAGAAAUGUUCACUAUUCCUUCAGCUUUGCCUACUUUUACACGUUAUGCCCUCAAGUCGCUUGGUCAAAAAACAGUGUGCACGUUGAGAGAGGCAGACUUUGAGGUGGCUGCAUAUGGUUUGCAACACAACUGCAUAGGAAUUCUUGGGCAAGAUAGUGACUACCUCAUCUAUAAUACAUGCCCCUACUUUUCCAUUGAGAAGCUCCGUUUGGACAGACUGGUCACCAUUAUGUACUCUAGAGAAGAUCUUUGCCGCACGUUGGGUCUUAGUUUGAUGCACCUCCCUCUCUUUGCUUCCUUACUUGGCAAUGAUGUUGUUCCAGAGAGCUUGUUGGAAGACUUCUGGCAUAAAUGUUUAGUCACCAGUCCCCAUAAGAAUAACAGCUACAGCAGAAGAGCAAACAUACUUCUAGCUGUAGCAAAUUACAUCUCAAAAGUUCCAUGCUCAUACAGCAGCCUGAAACACUUGGAAGAGACACUACCUUUGGGAUCAGACAAGACAUUACUUUACAGAGGAGUGGAGUCCUAUCUUCUGCCCGGGCAGCAGUCUCCAUGGAUUCCUUCCAACUUAAGAAAUUCCCAAGUGGUCUGCCUUCAGCAACAAACAACCUUGUGUCAAGAUCAAGAAAUCUUUCAGUUAGCUAAAGAACAACAUAUCCAAUCCGAAAAUUAUACAAUCUUCAACAUCUUAAGUAACGGAGAGCUUGAAUGUAGCAACUCUUUGGAAGAUUACUGUGAUACAGAGAUUCCUGGACAGGCACUUAUCUACCGCCCUGCUCGUCAGCAUAUUUAUUCUGUCUUGUUGGAAUCUGAAAAAGGUGGAGCCUGUCCUUUGGUAAAAGAGUGGUUUGUCUAUUUUGGAAAUCCUCUCCAGCAGCCAGAGCUGAUACAACCUGUGCAACCUUCUGUUCCAGGUGGAAUGCCUAAUUUGAAAACAUUGUGGUUUGCCAAAGGACCUGAUGUGGAAAAACAACGGUAUAGUACGUUUUUGGCAUGCUUUCACCUUCAGGAUGGAAUGGAAGAGCUCCAAGCUCUAGAAGCACCUGUUGCAGGAUUCUGCUGCUUGCUGGCCUAUCUUAUGAUGCAGGUCAGUAGCCUCUCUCUGGAGGACUUAAAUGCAUUUGUGGCACUCGUUCUCUCUCUCAAAGGAAAGUCAGCUGCUCAGCUGGCAGAGCUGCAGCUUGAGCAAGUGGAUCCCAGAGCUGUACAUCUCGGUGCUGUAUUUGUUCGUGGCCUUACAACUUUACUCAUGGCCAACAGUGCCUGUGGGUUUCCAUUCAGAAUGGAUGAUUUGAUGCCUUGGAAAGUGUUUGACGGAAAACUUUUUCAAGAAAAGUACCAGCAGUCGCACCGAGGUUGCCCUUUGGAGGAGCUUUUGGAAGGCAAUGAGUCUUUGUAUGCACCCUUCCACAAUCUGAAGUCUUUCAUUUGCAAGGUUUGCAUGGUGAAGAAAAGAACAAUACAGAGCAGACCAAGAGGGAAUGAAUUUAUCACAGGGAUGCAGCAAAGACAAUUUAAUCCCAGAUUCCAACAAAGACGCAGAAGUUUUGUUCCUCCAUAUCAUAACCAGAUGAGGGGGUUCCUGUGGAGAAAUCCUCAACCACAAGGUAGAGAAUAUGGAUUGGGACAUCAAGGCCAAAGAAGAAGAUUUCAGCUUCCUCCUCGGUAA